Molecule: messenger RNA, 982 nt
Organism: Eutrema salsugineum
Lineage: Eukaryota; Viridiplantae; Streptophyta; Magnoliopsida; Brassicales; Brassicaceae
Product: blue copper protein
Exons: 2
Coding region: 228-929 (233 amino acids)
Cellular component (GO): plasma membrane
Molecular function (GO): electron transfer activity
Source: RefSeq, a predicted model, not a curated record
AUGAUUGGACCGACCAGCUUGCGUCGCCUCAUGUUCCUUCAUAUAUCCCAAACAUCAAGACUCUUGUCCACAUGCCACACAUGUCUUAGUAUUAUGCAAUGACGAGCUCAUUACUUUAUGUACUUGGGGGGUCCUAUCAUUUCCUUUAUACUAUAGCAAAGAAAGAUCAAUAAAGAGAAAUCUAUAUAAACAAGAAAGAUAAAGAAAGGAAGAGAGAGUUGUUAGAUAUGUUGUGCAGCAUGAGAUCUUCUUCAUCUUGUCUUGUGUUUCUCUUGUGCCCUAUGCUUCUGAGUCUGUCGGCCGCUGCGUACAAGAACUACACUGUGGGAGAGUCCACAGGAUGGUUCAGUAUUCAGGAGAGACCCUCUGCAAAUUAUCAGAAAUGGGCCGAUUCCAAAUCCUUUUCCUUGGGUGAUUUCCUCAUUUUCAACACAGAUAGCAACCAUUCGGUGGUGCAGACAUAUGAUUUCAAAACGUACAAAGAAUGUGAUUACAACAAUGGUGAAGACAAUAGUACAACAGAGUGGUCGGCUGCUAAUCCUUCAGCAACAUCUCCAGUUCCGGUCUCAGUAUAUGUUCCUCUUGUUAAAGAAGGUUUCAACUAUUUCUUCUCAGGAAAUUAUGAUGGUGAUCAGUGUAAAUUCGGACAGCAUUUUAAGAUAAAUGUAACACAUGGUCAAGGCCUACCUGCUGCUUUAUCAUCACCAGAUGAAGAUGAUGAGACUGCCCCUGGACCCGACAGAUCAUCUCAAUCCGGUGAUGAUGAAGUUGCUCCAGACACUAUAGUUCCCGCCAAUUUUGACCAUCCUAAAGAUAUUGAGAGUGAUGAUGAUGACAAUCUGGUUAAGGGUCGUAAAAGUUCUUCUACCAUAACAAAAUACAAUUUGUUAUGGUUAGUGUUUAUGGGGUUCUUGGCAUCAUUUUUUUAAUCAAUUCUUCUUCUGUUUUCGAAACUAUCAUUUUUGUAUGUAUAAUAAGCGCU